ACCUUACACCAUGUAUCACCUGAGGGUGCCUGUGCUUCUCCUCAUGCUGCUCGUGUUGCUGCGCUGCGUUACCGCUGCCCCAAGCUACAGGUACUUCAGUCCCAGCUCAUCCAGCGAGCAGGAAAGUGCUCUCCCAGACGGUGAUGGCUGGUUAGGUCUUGGGCUUAUCUCCAACCCAUUCCUCGACCUCCUGGGUACACGGCCGCAGAGGGGGCUCACAGCUAUGAACAGCCACCACAUAGAGAAGAGGAAAUGCAACACAGCCACCUGCGUCACCCAGAGGCUAUCAGACUUCCUGGUCCGCUCCAGCAACACUAUUGGUACCAUCUACGUACCGACCAACGUGGGAUCUUCCACCUACGGCAAGAGGGACCUACUGCAGCCUCCCAUCUACCUGCCUCUCUAGUAGAGACUGAGGAAACUCCAGCAGCACUCCCAGUGCUCUGAUGAUGUAACCAGACAUCUUAUGUAACAAUGAUUGUGAGAAUUACGUUACUAACGAUGACACUGAUGGUGAUGAUGAUGAAUAUGAACAGAGUUGUCUCCUUUGUUUUAUAAACUUUAAGAAACAGUGCCUUUAAUUUAAACCAUCACAGUCGACAUGUUUUUAUUUUCUGGCGUUGUGUGUGUUGUGUUGAUGCUGUUUCACAAUGGCAUGAUGUGAAUACAACAAUACAUCAAAGUAAAUAAUAAAACAAUAAAGAAAAGAAAACAGAUGUAAAGCCAUAUAUAAUAAAUGUUGAUUUUGAUAAUAAAAUUGUGAACAUAUAUUUUAAAAAAUCUUCACGCGUUCUAAGUUACAUUAUUAUAUAUUAUGACAACUGCAUGCAGGAGCAGUGAGCUGUCAGCAUAUCAUCCUUUAGUAAACCUGCAUGUAUUACAUUGUGCAGCUCACAACUUGCUUCUCCAUGUCUCAAACUAACUGCAGAAUGAUCUUGCAAACAAAAGAGGUUCAUCAGAGAGUUUCCACAGGUAACUAAUCCCUAUAAGAUGCGUGUUUAGUGUUGGCGUGGUUGAGUAACUGCCUGGUAACAUGGAGGGCUACACUUUAGACAGUGCAUACCAAAGGCCUGUGUGUCUUUCAUACUGUUAGUUUAAACUUACUGAAUCCUGAACUGUUCGUUUUGGUCCAAUUUCAUUCAUUCACAGUUACAGUAUCUCUCUCUCUCUCUCAACCCUUCCACUGCUUCUUAAAGAGCCCAUUCUUUCUGUCAACCAACCAGAUUUAGCCACUUUGUCCAUCAGCCAAUCAAACUGCUCCUUUCUGCUGCCGUCAGCUGUUCUCUUCACCUCAGGUCAUCACAUCCAGUGUCCAGGUUGAGCUCAUCAGAAGUCAACUCCUCACCAAAUCCAGAUCUUCAGCAAUCUCUUCAUCACCACCAAUGUGUAGAGUUUCCUGUUGUGCUUAUGUCUUCACCACCCCCUUAAUGUAUAUGUGGUCACAACUAUUCACAUCUCUCAUCCUUUUGUGCUUGUCAAUAAAAAAUAU
Molecule: messenger RNA, 1489 nt
Organism: Cottoperca gobio
Lineage: Eukaryota; Metazoa; Chordata; Actinopteri; Perciformes; Bovichtidae
Gene: iapp
Product: islet amyloid polypeptide
Exons: 3
Coding region: 11-406 (131 amino acids)
Cellular component (GO): extracellular region
Molecular function (GO): hormone activity
Source: RefSeq, a predicted model, not a curated record